Colletes gigas is the source of this 1324-nucleotide messenger RNA. RefSeq names its product exopolyphosphatase PRUNE1 (gene pn). Gene Ontology annotation, molecular function: exopolyphosphatase activity. The transcript has 6 exons. The record is from RefSeq and is a predicted model, not a curated record. Bases 194 to 1324 code for a protein of 376 amino acids. Gene Ontology annotation, cellular component: cytoplasm. Lineage: Eukaryota; Metazoa; Arthropoda; Insecta; Hymenoptera; Colletidae.
UUUCUAUAAGUAAUGUCGGUAAAUCGUCUCGUGGAAAAUGAAAAAUGUCAUAGAACGAGUAAACAAUUCAUUUUUUGUUCAUAUUUAGUUCAAGUUUGCCCACUUUUGUCUUAAAAUAUUAAGUGUGCGAAUCUUCGAGAAGGCAAAAAGUAUUCAAAAGUUUCGAAAGAACUGUGUACCAAGUAAAAGGACCAUGGAAUCGUUCCUCUCGGCAUCGAAAGCAGCUCUGACGAACUUAUCUCGCUGCAAAAGAAUACGCAUCGUUUUGGGUAACGGGACCUGCGAUUUAGAUUCCGCCGUAUCUGCUCUGAUCCAAGGAUUCUCCGAAUAUCUAGAUGGAAUAAAAAACAAAGAAGUGGAUUUGACAGUAAUUCCAUUAAUGAAUAUACCGGAGAGAGAAUAUCGCGUGAAAACGGAAGUCGUGUAUUUUUUCAAACGUCACAACAUUUCCUCGAGUUCAUUGACAUUUUGGGAUCAGAUAGAUCUGAAAGCUCUAAAGGAAGAUACCGAAAAGAAUUUAGAAGUUAUACUCGUUGAUCACCACAAUCUCCGGGACGAGGACAUUUUUCUAAAAGACUCUGUAAUCGAGGUUAUCGAUCAUCGACCUCAAGACGUACGGUGGCCUUGGCCCGAUAGAAAAGUUCACCUAGAAAUUGUCGGUAGCUGCGCGACUUUGGUGGCGCAAAAUUUCCUUCGCAAACAUCCGGAAAUGAUGGACUCUUGCUUGUCGAGUCUUUUGCGAGGUCCAAUUUUGAUCGACACUUGUAAUUUAUCGAAGGAGGCAGGUCGCGCCACUUCCAUCGACGUUGAAAUUGUAGAGACUCUCGAGAAAAUCGGGCGUCUGGAUCUUGAUAGACAUCAAGUGUAUAAUGAGAUUUUGGAAGCAAAAUCCGAUAUCAGCGGACUAACUCCUAGCGAUCUCCUAAUUAGAGAUUUGAAAAUCACUGCAGGAGUGCCAAUUGUCGGAAUGCCUAUACUGUUCGAGAAUUUUCUCAAGUUACCAGAUGCGUCUGCAGCCCUUCGACCUUUCGCCGAGUCUAGAAGCACCACGAUCGUCGUUCUGCUGGGAAUGGAGUUUAAACAGGAGACUCAAUUCCGAGAUGUUGCUAUUUUCUCGAUAAACGGCGAUCGACUGAAACAAAAGAUAGUGGACGCGUUGACCACGGCCUCUGAACCGUCCCUUGAGUUGACCUUGACAAGGGAAAUUCACGAAGAGAAUGAAAAAUGGAACUUGCUGAUCUACAAGCAAAGAAAUAUACGCGCUACGCGAAAGCAUGUGUUGCCGAUUGUCAGAGACACGGUAUUAUCGCAGUGUGGAUGCUGA